Verticillium nonalfalfae is the source of this 3483-nucleotide messenger RNA. RefSeq lists its product as uncharacterized. The coding region runs from base 1 to 3483 and encodes 1160 amino acids. Gene Ontology annotation, molecular function: protein binding. Gene Ontology annotation, biological process: regulation of actin cytoskeleton organization; TOR signaling. Lineage: Eukaryota; Fungi; Ascomycota; Sordariomycetes; Glomerellales; Plectosphaerellaceae. The transcript is spliced from 3 exons. Gene Ontology annotation, cellular component: TORC1 complex; TORC2 complex. The record is from RefSeq and is a predicted model, not a curated record.
AUGAAGAUGGCGAUGGACGCGCCGACCGCAAUCGGUGGCCAGCCACAGAACGCAGAUGCUGUUACGAAACAGACUGGCCAAGACCCAAGCUUGCCACAACAGCACCAUCAACGAGUCCAACAACAACCUCAGUCUGUGGUGAUCGACCUGACGGGAGACUCGCCCCCAUCCAGCCCGCACGUCGUAACCCGAGACAAUGGCCACGAAGAACGGCCCGCCAAACGGCAGCGUGUUGCGAUCGCAUCGCGACUCCCACAGUUGCAGCCACGUCCGCAGCCGCAGCCGACGCCAGAACCUCCUCUAUCGCUCAAUGACUGCAUCAAGAGAUACGUCAUUACGGCAUUAGACCGUAAAUUUGACAGCUUUGCUGCUAUCGAGCCGGCUUUUGAUGACCUACUCGACACGCGCAAACUGGGGAACAAGAUAAUCCGAGUAUUCGCUGCCGACACCAUGUUCCUCGCGCAGUAUCAUGCAUCGCGAGGCUAUCUUUCUCCGGAGUACCAAGCUCAGCUGCAGACGGAGUCGUAUGGACAUUCAACCAAUACCAACGGACAUUCUUCGCGCUCUGCGUCGACCAUACCCCAACAAAUCAUACCUACACCGAAUCGGCAACCCCAGGGAGCCGUGAUGGGAUGGCAACCGCUGUCAAAACCUCGAGAGUCUUGCGCCGCCCCAGACCAUAGUCGACCACAUGCGGUGUCGGGGCAGGUCGCAGCAACUGCGGGACAACACGUACGCCUUCCAAUUGCGCACUCUCAUCCUCCUGCACUCGCCCAACAUUCAACACCAGCCCAAACCCCGACUCAUGUGCAGCCGACGCACCUGCCAUCCACCGCAAAGACGCAGGAUGUUUUGCUACCGAAGAUUACCACACCACUUAAGAGAAGUGUCUCCAACACUAAGCUCCGUCCAGCGUUCGGAACGAACCCCGUCUCGCCGCUAGGUUUUCGAUCGCACGCAAGGGCAACGGCCUGGAAAUACAAGAGAUCGGUCAAGCCAGAGCGAGCAUCUAAGGAUGGCACUGCACGGCACAGUAACAAGGGCACUGGGGCGUGGGCGUCUCUUCCCAAACGCCCAUACCUGGCAUUGCAGGAACGGCGAUCUAUACAAGCAGGAGCUGCGAAGCUCAUUCAUCUUCCUCUCGAGGAGCGAAAGCAAACCGUCUGCUGGCCAUACCAUGUUGACUUUACAGAAGAGGAAGUUGAGGUUGCUCGGCAAGCAGUGCGCAAAUACCUGGCACGGCAGCCUCAGAGCGGCAAGAUGGCUUUGCGAGAGAUACGGCGAUUUGCUAGGAAGCAUCCGGAACACAUUUGCCAACUCGCCAACACAUUUGCUCUGAAGGACGGCCUCUCAAGGAGGGAUCAGGUGUCGAUCAGCAACUUCUUCGAGGACGCCGCUGCAAACAGGGUCAAUCGACACAAGGUAGCUACGCGUCUCGAGCUCGACGAGCUCGACGAACAGAAUGCUAGAGUCCGUGCCUGCCGUAUACCGUCCUUGCUGUUCGCGCGCGAGGUCGAUGGCAACCGUGGGUUUGGCAGGACCCGCAAGCUGGUCAACUUCACCAAUGAGUUUAGGAAGGCUCUUGAGGACGAACUUGAAUCCCGCGGUGAUUGGAACAACUGCGCUGGCGAUAUCAUGACCAUCACCUGGGUCUCGGACCACAGCUUUCUUUGCGGUGCUACUGCCCAUUCUGACUCCCAUAACCAGCAAUACAACAAGCCUGGCAACUUGCUUCUGUAUUCUCCCUCCGACAGCAGGCUCCAAGCAUAUGCGGACCACCGAUUUCCUCGGCCCGUUAUCGAGAGCGGCGAGAACUCUACCGAAGCUAUGCGAGAGAGUCAAGACCCGUGGCUGUAUGCAUCUGUCGUCUCUUCGACAUAUGACGCCACGCGUGACCGGGCUUACACGUCAAGCUUUGACAAGACGGUCAAAAUUUGGAAGGUCGAUAAGUUCGGCGCUCGGAUGGACUGUCUGGGUACUUGGCCGCAUAAAGGCCACGUUAAUUUUGUCGAAGUUUCCAAGCAAAUUGGGUGGGUGGCUACUGCAGCCGACGUUCCCCAUGAGGCCGUGAGAUUGUACGCCGUUAACGACAAAGACAUCUCGAUGAGCGAUUACAUUCCACUGUCCGGGACGCGGGCGUGGAAUGAAGACGACAAAGAAACGCAAGCUCCUCAGAAAUGGAGUUACUACCCAGCCACCAUGCGGUGGGGCAUAGCUAAGGACGUACAACACUUUCUCCUUGUCGGCUAUUCGCCUCGCAGCAUCACUGGGGACGACAACGACAUCCCUCUCGAAAAGCGGAACUCGGGCGAGAUUUGCCUGUGGAACUGCAAAACGGGCAAAAGUGUCAAAGUCAUGACAGGCUCAUCCCAGAAUGUGUUCGAGGUCGCAUGGCAUCCGACUCAGCCCUGUUUCAUAGUGGCGAGCUCACCAUUUGGCAAGCACUUUGACGACCGCGUCAAAACGCAGAUUCGUAUAUUUACACCCGCAGAUGUGCCGGAGCUGUAUGGCGCGUUCAACGAGGUCCAGUGCCUCGACUGUCCGGCUUCCGACAUUAACGAGCUCACUAUCAUGCCUUGCAGUCUGUCCUGCUGCUACAUCACGGCUGCAGCUACGGACGGGAAUGUCUAUGUCUGGGACACUGCACGCGGUGAUAACCCCAUCCACGUGCUUCGGCAUGGCAGUCCCAUCGGUGAUGACGUCGGAAACGACGAUACAGGCGUCAAAUUUACUGCCUGGGGAACAUCACAAGACCGGCUUUACACUGGAGGGUCCGACGGCAUGGUGAAAGUGUGGAACAUUAGGAACCGUAAGAAGCCUCUCGUUCGCGAUCUUUUACAGGUCGACGCUCCCAUCUCGUCCGGCGUCUUCUCGCCGAACCGUGCGAAACUCGCCAUUGGCGAUGCAAGCGGACGCGUCUCGCUGCUGUCCGUCGACAAGGCCGACGACCAGCCUGCCAAGUACAUCCAAAUCCCUCCAGCAACGCAGUCCCUUGUCCACACUACAGCGCGGUCAAUCCGGGUGCCUAAGAACUUCACACCCCAUCCCACCCCUCCACCCCCUGCCGGGACAGAGUCGGAGUCGGGCAUCGAUCGAGCCCGGGCCUACAUAGCGCAGGGCAAUCUCCAGAUCCACCAGAACAGGUGCAUAGGCGCCGUCCAGGGACCCGCCUACGCCGCCCUCGGCUUCUACCGCGGCGAGCUCCACAAGGACGGCGAUCACAACCAGCCGCUGCUCGCCGCCACCGACGCCAAGCAGCAGGAAAACCAGACCAUGUUCCGCAGCUCGGGUCGCGUGCGCAGGCACCGCGGCCUGGAUCCCGCAUCUCCGCCCCUGAGCCAGCAGCACCAGCGCAACCAGGCGUUAGUCCUAGACCUUCGGGCCCUCCCCGAGUCGACGCAGCUCGAGCUCGCGAUGGAAGGCGUUAAGCUCGACGAUCCGUUGGAGGCUCAGGACUGGGAUUUCGAGUAUGAGGAAGAGUAA